Molecule: messenger RNA, 2752 nt
Organism: Diatraea saccharalis (sugarcane borer)
Lineage: Eukaryota; Metazoa; Arthropoda; Insecta; Lepidoptera; Crambidae
Source: the annotation of a GenBank genome assembly
GGAAAACAUGAUACCUAUGAUGUCACGUCAAGUACUAUUAUGAGCGCUUUUACAAACAUCGUGAGCUACGAUUUUUACGACCAUAAAUAUAGUGGUUAAUUUCUUUGAAGAAAUAUAAAAAGUGAGAUAGUUUUUGUUUAAUAAUGGCACGAGAUAGAAGUCCCGAACGCCGGCGUUCUCGUUCUAAAGAGAGGCGGGAUAGAGAUCGUCACGACGAACGUGAAUCUCAUCGGGAGAAGAUCAAACGCAGGGAGAGAUCCAGAAGUCCCAGAAAAGAACGAGAGCGGUCACGAAGUCCGUCUAAGAAGGAUAGAGACAGAUCGAGAAGCCCAAAAAAAGACCGAGAUCGUUCCAGAAGUCCACGCAAAGAUCGCGGUCGUUCAAGAAGCCCAAAGAGGCGCGAAGGUAAAGAUAGGCGAACUGACGACAAAGAUAAAAACAAAAACCGAAAAGAAGAGGAUAAUAAGCAAGAUGAAGAGGAACAAGAAGUAAAAAAAGAAGAGCCCAAACCUGUAAAGAGAGAGCCACUGUCUUUAGAAGAGUUGUUAGCAAAGAAAAAAGCUGAAGAGGAAGCUCGUAGUAAGCCAGUAUUCUUAACUAAAGAGCAAAGAGCUGCAUUGGCCUUAGAAAGGAGGCGAGAACAAGUCGAAGCUAUGAGAGCAAAUGUUGAUAGAACAAAUGUUACUACAAUUGAUUUGACAGGCCCAUCUAAAAGGGAAGAUGAAAAAGAAAAGAAAGAGAGGGAUAGAAGAGACGAUAGAGAAAGAAAUGAUAGAAGUGAACGAGUUGACAGAGACCGUAAAUAUGAUGACAGGAAAAGUGGUGACCGUCGUGAAGAAAAGAAGGAUAAAAAUGAUGAAGGUUCUAAGACUAAGGACAAAGAAAGAGAAGAAGAAGCCAUUAAAGCUAGGUAUUUAGGUAUAGUGAAGAAGAAACGAAGAGUUAGAAGACUUAAUGAUAGAAAAUUUGUUUUUGAUUGGGAUGCUUCAGAAGAUACUUCAAAUGAUUACAAUACACUUUACAAGGAAAGACACCAAGUUCAAUUCUUUGGUCGUGGUCACAUAGCUGGUAUAGAUAUAAAAGCACAGAAAAAAGAUCACAGCAAAUUUUAUGGUAAUUUAUUGGAAAAACGUCGAACUGAACUAGAAAAAGAACAAGAGAAAUUGCGUCUUAAAAAGGUCAAAAAGAAGGAAGAUAAACAAAAAUGGGAUGACCGCCAUUGGUCUGAAAAAGACCAAGAUGAGAUGACUGAAAGAGAUUGGAGGAUAUUUAGGGAAGAUUACAAUAUUACCAUUAAAGGUGGGAAAAUACCCAAUCCUAUAAGAAACUGGAAAGAAGCAGGUUUUCAUCAAGAUAUAAUGGAAAUUAUAACUAAGGUUGGAUACAAGAGUCCCACACCCAUUCAGAGACAAGCUAUUCCAAUUGGUUUACAAAACCGAGACAUCAUUGGUGUUGCUGAAACUGGUUCUGGAAAAACCUUGGCAUUCCUUAUACCAUUACUUACCUGGAUUCAAUCGCUACCUAAAAAUGAACGUAUGGAAGAUGCUGAUCAAGGGCCUUAUGCUAUAAUAUUGGCUCCAACUCGUGAAUUGGCUCAACAGAUUGAAGAAGAAACUAAUAAAUUUGGUAUUCCAUUAGGUAUCACAUCAGUAGUAGUUGUUGGUGGUCUUUCCCGAGAGGAGCAAGGGUUUAAACUAAGAUUGGGUUGCGAAAUAGUUAUAGCUACGCCAGGGCGCCUUAUAGAUGUUUUAGAAAACCGCUAUUUAGUAUUGAACCGUUGCACAUACGUAGUUCUUGAUGAAGCAGAUCGUAUGAUAGACAUGGGUUUUGAACCAGAUGUGCAAAAAAUUUUGGAAUAUAUGCCUGUAUCAAAUAUCAAGCCCGAUACUGAUGCAGCAGAAGAUGCAUCUGUUUUAUUAGCAAACUAUAAUACCAAAAAGAAGUAUAGACAAACUGUGAUGUUUACAGCAACUAUGCCUCCAGCAGUUGAACGCUUAGCCAGAAGUUAUUUGAGGCGACCAGCUAUUGUUUACAUAGGAUCUGUUGGCAAACCUGUGGAUAGAACUGAACAAGUAGUCUACAUGAUAGGUGAGAAUGAAAAACGUAGGAAGCUCACCGAGAUAUUGCAACGUGGAGUGGAACCUCCAAUCAUCAUUUUCGUCAACCAAAAGAAAGGCGCUGAUGUUCUUGCGAAAGGUUUGGAGAAGCUUGGUUUCAAUGCAUGUACUUUGCAUGGUGGCAAAGGGCAAGAACAACGUGAUUUUGCAUUGGCUAGUCUCAAAAAUGGCUCUAAAGAUAUACUAGUGGCAACAGACGUCGCCGGUCGUGGUAUCGAUAUCAAGGACGUUAGUAUAGUCAUAAAUUACGAUAUGGCAAAGACCAUAGAAGAUUAUACUCAUCGUAUCGGUCGAACGGGUCGUGCCGGUAAAACUGGUAAAGCCAUAUCAUUUGUGACAAAAGAAGAUUCUGCGCUAUUUUAUGACCUUAAACAAGUUUUGCUUUCUAGUUCUGUAUCAACCUGUCCACCUGAAUUAAUGAAUCAUCCAGAAGCUCAGCAUAAGCCAGGUACCGUAGUUACAAAAAAACGCAGAGAAGAAAUGAUAUUUGCAUAACCUUCCUGCCAUAAAUCCAGCUUAUAUCAUGUAACUAUUAAUUUCUGCUCAUAUUUUAAAUAUUUAUUAUUAUUAUCUGUCCCUAAUUCACUUCUAUGAGAACAGAAGUCAGUUAUAUAUAAAUAUACAAUCCACCGUCA